Molecule: messenger RNA, 702 nt
Organism: Plasmodium coatneyi
Lineage: Eukaryota; Apicomplexa; Aconoidasida; Haemosporida; Plasmodiidae
Exons: 1
Coding region: 1-702 (233 amino acids)
Source: RefSeq, a predicted model, not a curated record
AUGCGAAACGAAAAUGUGCUGACGCAGAAUUGUGACAUGCUGGACACAGUAGGCAACAAAUUGGAAGAAAUUUUAAAAAACCUGGAAAAUAUUUUAGUCCACCUGGAUCCACUAAACAAUUAUGAAGCCAAGGAAGAUUCAAUGUUCGCCAAUUUGAAUGACGAACAGAAUGAAAUUAUUAUUUUGUCCAAUGUGAUAUAUGAAAAUAUUAACCAACUUACAUGUAUGCUUCACGAUUUUAUUAAAACCAUUCCCCCUUCGUAUACGUACCACACGACGUUCCACGCAAACAGCUUUGUUAUCUUGAGGGAGAAUAGAAAGGAAAAAAAAAGACAAGAUGUGAGGAUGUCCUUGGAUAAUACUCAGAAGGGUGUCACGCCACACGAUGGAACAGCACCGGCUGACGUAGAAACGACGCAACAUCACGAUAGAAUAGUGGAAGACACCCAAUCGGAAAUUAAAAAGAACAAAGGUACUCAUUCAUAUGAUCAACAAAGUAGCGAGUUAGCCAGUUACCCCCCUUCCCCUGCUAAUUUCAAAUUCAUCGACAAAAGAAAGUUCAAACCGCCGCAGAUAUUCAAAAAAAAAACGGUUGAAGAAUUCUUCUACUUUUCUCAAACGGUCGAUUUAGAGUAUGCUAAUUUGUUAUACAUGCAAAAGUAUGAACAGAAACUUCAAGAAUAUUUAAUUAAGGCGAGGUAG